AUGUCCUCGCCUCAACCCCCCACCCCGGCUCGUACAAAGAAACGUGUCUUGAAUCUUGUAAACCCCGCCGACCCCCAAGAAUUCUCACAACAAAGUACAUCCCCUACUGGAUCUCCCAACAGCUCUCCACCACAGAGUAUCCAGCUGUCCCAAAAGGAGAAGGCGUCUCCACCAUUUCCCAUCCUCCCACGUCUGAGCGAGCUGCAACACUCGCACUCGUCGUUUGGCACCCCAAACGGGGCGAAGAAGGGUAUUCUGAGAUCUUCUGGAACUCCUGGAUCAGGAAAUGGAGUACGCUUCUUCCCCAAGAACAAGUUCAGAGUGAUCACCCCAAACGCAUCCAUCAUCACCGAAACCCCCGUCAAACCCGCCCCCAACCCAAGCCCCACAUCCAGCUCGUUCUUCUCCCAGCUUCUCGCCGUCACCAUGUCUCCCCGCCGGAAAGAGCCCGAACCGGAACCUGAAACGGUCGAAGAUGAGUCUGUCGAAGUGGACGCGGAUGGGAGCUGGGAGAAACCAGGAGAGGAGGGCGAGAUCUCGUUGAUUCAUUCGACAGGCUCUGGGACGAGUAUGAUCAUCAACUCUGAUGAAGAAGAAGAGGAUGAAGAUCAAGUGGACGAAGAGACGUGGGACGGGCAGCCAGAAGUGCACUGCUCGCCGCUUGGGCUACCGAUAGUGCCCGACGGUAACACGUCCAGGGAUAUGUCUUAUGGCGAGCUCGAACUUCCAUCAGCCGAGUGGAGUCUUCCUGCCGACAUGUCGAAUCUGCUGUCUACACGGUUCUCGGAGAAGGGAUCUUUCUCUAUGAACGAUCAUCCUACAGACUCGAUGAUCGAGUCUCCCGACUCCGAGUCGGCUACGCAUACUUUUGCGCAACAGCAAGCUGCUCCUUCCCUCGCUGCUUCUUCGAGAAGUGUACGGAAAGAGGCGAGAGCCGAAGCCGACUUUUGGGGCGUCCAGCACGACGAGUCGACCAUGUCGGCUUUGAGCCGGGAGGACAGCAACCCCACUAUCCGCGCAGACCUUCAACUCUCUCCCCUCAAGGAUCCCUUGCCAUUACACGAACCUGAAAACCCCACCCUCCCCUCACCUGUUGCCCCUGCACCAUCAGGACAAGCGUUCUUGACCAGCUCAAUCUUCGCCGACAUGUCUGCUGAGCAGGCCGAGCUUACUUGGCCGCUGACGAGGAGGGCGAAUGAAGAUGAUACACUGUCGAGCAUGCAUUCGCCGGCCAGAAUCGCUUCACCAGUUGCUUCACCAAACCAACCUGUGCUCCAGAUGGAGACACCCAAAGCUGGCGACGUCACCCAAUUCUUCGACUGCACCAUGCUCUCCCCUCCUGCCACCUCCCCACUCGCACACCGAUCCACCUCAGCCCCCCUCCCCAACCUUCCCACCCUCCUAGCCCACCCCACCGAAAAACUCCUCGCAGCCCAAACAGCCCACACCCAAGCACUCACCAACGAACUCGCCCUCUACCGCUCCCUCGCCGACCGUCUCCAAGCAGAAGUCGUCGAGCGGGAUGAAGUGCUGGGCAAGAUGAAUUUGAGGAUGCUCGAUAUGGAGGUUGUUUGUGCGCAAGUGGGGGAUUUGAGGAAUGAGUUGAGGGAGGUGAGGGUUAGGGCGGAGGUGGCGGAGGCAAAGGCCAAGGCGGGGAGUGGUGAGGCGCCACCGGGGAUGGGCUCGCCGUCGCCUAUGACGAGGACGCGCAGCUCGGAAGGAGCGAGCGAGAUAAGGGAUCUGGAGAUACGGCUCGCCAAAGCGGUCAGCGACUCUGCGCACAUGUCUCGUCAGCUGGAAGAAGUCAAGCGAGUAAGAGAUCAACAAGCUGCCGAGCUGGCAGAAGCUAGGGCAGAGGCGAGGGACGCCGAAGACCGCGAGAAGAGCCGGAUGGUCAAAGUGCCAAGGUUUGAAGAUGAGCGAGAGGAGGAGGGGGAGAUGGAGGAGUUGAGGCAGGGGAUGAAAGAGUUGCAGCAGAAGGUGGAGGAGAUGGAAGAGGAAGAGGAAGAGUUGGCUCUUUUGCGGGAAGAGGCUGAACAACUCCGGGCCGAGCUUGAGGAAAUUAGGAAACCGAGCGAGGAAGUGCAGAGGUUGAGGGAAAAAGUCGACCUCCUUCGAGACCAACUCGACCAGGCCACCGAGCAUACUGAAGAAGCUCAAGCACUCCGCGCCGAGCUUUCUAGUGCCCACCAUCAGCUCGUCGAUCUCGAAUCACAAUCAUCUGAACUGUCAGAACUCCAGGCUGAGAUCCAGACUCUGCGCACGCACCUCGCCGAGAUGAAAGAGGUUAAGGCGGCGGACGAGGAGGAGAUUGAGCAUCUGGUUGGGCAGGUCGACAAGUUGAGAGAAGAGAGGAGAGAAACGGAGGGGUGGAAGAGAGAGAUGGAUGAUAUGAAGAAGAGGAUUGAGAUUGAGAGCGGGAGGAAGGCAGAGGUUGGGGAGUUGUUGGAGGAGCACCGAGAGAUAAGCAGGAAGGUUGAAGCAGAGAACCGCGAGCUCCGCAAAUCCCUUCAGACUACUCGAGAACAACUCGUCCACGCUCAAUCCGGCCCCACCACCGACCCAUCACUGGAAGCUUCCCUCCAAGCCGAGAUUAAUCGUCUUCGAGCCCAAUCCGCCUCCAAAGACCUCGAAAUUCACAAUCUGACCCGGAGAAAGGUAGAGUUGAAGGAAGAUAGGGAGAUGCUCAACAUUGCUCUGGAUUCAAAGCAACAAGAGGUCGAAUUGAUGAAACGCAAGUUUGGAGUCCGAGGUGUUGCUGGCAGUUCCGCACUCACCGCCUCUCAACGCACCAACAUGCUCUCCGAGAAUGCCACUCCCAAGGGCCUCGGCACAUCUACCGCCACCACCUGCCGGCGCCGCUCAUCCCUCAUGAUGCAGACCCCUCUUCCCGGUGGUGUUCGUGCUUCCAAGCGCAACUCGCUCGAAACACCUCUUGCGCUUCAAGGCUCCAAUCGCCAUGGUGUCCAGCUCUAUCCUAGCACCAAGAUGCCGACUCGGGUGUUGAGGAGGGAUGGUGAAGAGAAUGUUCCGCCUGUGCCCGGGGCGAGUGUGGCGAGGCAUGGGAGUUUGCGAAGGAAGGAGCGGGAGAUGACAUUGGCGUAA
This is a messenger RNA of Cryptococcus wingfieldii CBS 7118, 3105 nucleotides long. RefSeq lists its product as hypothetical. Lineage: Eukaryota; Fungi; Basidiomycota; Tremellomycetes; Tremellales; Cryptococcaceae. The transcript has 5 exons. The coding region runs from base 1 to 3105 and encodes 1034 amino acids. The record is from RefSeq and is a predicted model, not a curated record.